AUGACGUCCGAGACGUCGUCCGAGACGUCGUCCGAGGUUGGCGCGUCGCCGACGUCGGAGGAGGAGUGGGUGAAUCCGUUUCCGGUCCCCAGAGAACCCGGGCAUCAAGUCCCGAGGACGUUCGAGAGGCAGGAAGCGGGCACGCACGUGCAGAUCAAGCUCGCGAACGAGGAGUUCGGGCAGCGCAUGGACGUGCAGGAGAUGAUGAUGAAAGUGAUGCAAGCGACGAUCUGCUCGUGCCCGGAGGACCCGCUGCAGUUCAUCACGGAUUACCUCGAGCGCGAGCUCACGGGGGAAGGGAACGAGGCGAUUAAGAACGGGUUCGUGGACCCGAACGAGACGAACGUGCACGAUUACGCGGGGAACGUCAAGUUCCAGAUCGUGCUUCACCGGCUGUCCUCCGCGCUCAUCGAGUUCAAGCCGGAAGGGGACCCGCUGUCGUUCGCGGUGGAGUACCUGAAGAAACUCAAGGAGGACCCGGAGCCGCGGCGGUGACGAGAACGACAGGAGCGACGAUUGCGAAUGGACGUGGCACGGCGCCGCCGCCGGCCGCGACGGCAACAUAGACAGAGUUAGCUACUUUAAUCACGACUCCCGAGGAGCUCUAAAC
Micromonas pusilla CCMP1545 is the source of this 610-nucleotide messenger RNA. RefSeq lists its product as uncharacterized. The transcript has a single exon. The record is from RefSeq and is a predicted model, not a curated record. Bases 1 to 495 code for a protein of 164 amino acids. Lineage: Eukaryota; Viridiplantae; Chlorophyta; Mamiellophyceae; Mamiellales; Mamiellaceae.